Messenger RNA from Trichoderma atroviride IMI 206040, 756 nucleotides. RefSeq lists its product as uncharacterized. The record is from RefSeq and is a predicted model, not a curated record. Lineage: Eukaryota; Fungi; Ascomycota; Sordariomycetes; Hypocreales; Hypocreaceae.
AUGUCUUCGAAGCCUACUCUCGUGUUCGUGCCUGGUGCAUGGCACAGCCCUGAUACAUGGGGCAAAGUCACUGCCGAAUUGGAACCUCAAGGCUACAAGACAAUUUGCAUCACUCUCCCUACAACUCUUUCCGAUCCAAGCAAGGGCAUAGCCGACGACAUUGAUGAAGCAAGAAAGGCUAUUUUAGCUGAAACAUCGCAAGGACGAGAUGUUGUCGUUGUGGUUCACUCGUACGGUGGAAUGGUGGGCCCAAGUGCUGUCAAAGGUCUGACUAAAGUUACAAGUGAAAGGCCUGGACGUGUCAUUGGCAUUGCUAUGAUGGCGACUGGCUACUGUAUGACAGGCAUUGGCUUUCUUGAAGGUAUCGGGGGAAACCCGCCGCCCUUUUGGAAAGCAGAUACGGAGAAAGGAUACGCCACACUUAUUGUUGACACAAGAGAGUUGUUCUAUCACGAUCUCCCGGAAGAGGAAGGCAACUACUGGGUUGGCCGACUUUUAAACCACUCAUUGAAAUCUCUCACAGAUAGUGGAGAGCGCGUCUACUCAGGCUGGAAGGAUGUUCCAACCCGAUAUUUGAUUACGACAGAUGACAGGACUUUCCCUACCGAGGUUCAAUUGGGUAUUGCUCAACACGCCAAAGAUCAAGGAGGGGAAGUCGUUGUUGAACAAAUCCAUACCAGCCACUCACCAAUGCUCAGCAAACCAAAAGAAACGGCUGAAUUUAUUGUGAGAGCAGUGGAGACGUUUACUAAAUGA